This is a messenger RNA of Octopus bimaculoides (California two-spot octopus), 3366 nucleotides long. RefSeq lists its product as uncharacterized. Gene Ontology annotation, biological process: regulation of transcription by RNA polymerase II. Gene Ontology annotation, molecular function: DNA-binding transcription factor activity, RNA polymerase II-specific; RNA polymerase II cis-regulatory region sequence-specific DNA binding. Lineage: Eukaryota; Metazoa; Mollusca; Cephalopoda; Octopoda; Octopodidae. The record is from RefSeq and is a predicted model, not a curated record.
UGUUUCUAUAUCAUUUCAGAAUCUCAGACGUCUGUUGCAUGAAUGGAUUUUUACUAAAGAUACAUCAUGAAUAUUAAUAAUCUUUGAAAGAAUAAUGGAAGGUGUUUACAUAAUAUAAAUAUGAUGAAUAACUGAAAUACUUUGUUCUGAACUGAGAUUGAUAGCAAUAUUUCUUUUUCUCACUCUCUGGAAUAUUUACACAAGUAUUUCAUAUUCUAAUUGAACAAGGAUAUAUUUACAAGGAAGUCUGUAAUCUUCAGAUACUGACUAAGUCACUGCAAAUAUAUAAAAAAAUAAACACAAGACAAAUAUAUAUUUAUUGUGGUAGUAUCAGAAACAUAUAGAGCAAUGAGUUAUGUGAGAAAUAUAAAGGAUGGUUUGUUUUGUGAAGAGAUGACGAAAAAAAGCGAAAAAUUAUCAUAUCAUUGUGAUAUCUGCAAAAAGUUUUUCUCUUCGAGAGGGAACCUAACCUCUCAUAAAUGCAUUUCUACUCGAGAGAAACCAUACUGCUGUGAUAUAUGUGGUAAGCCAUUCACUCUAAAGAGUAACUUAAUUAGACAUAAAUACAUUCAUACAGGUGAGAAACCAUACCACUGUGAUGUCUGUGGUAAGUCAUUCUCUCAGAAAGGUAGUUUAACUACUCACACACGUAUUCAUACAGGUGAGAAACCAUAUCAAUGUGAUAUCUGUGGUGGGUCAUUCACUACAAAUGAUAUCAUGAUUAUUCACAAGCGUGUUCAUACCGGAGAAAAACCAUAUCACUGUGAUAUAUGUGGUAAAAAAUUUGCUCGGGCAAGUAAUUUCAUUCAACAUGAACGUGUUCACACAGGAGAGAAACCCCAUCAUUGUGAUAUAUGUGGUAAAUCAUUGUCUACCAGAAAUAGUUUGGCAAAUCACAAACGUAUUCACACAGGAGAGAAGCCACAUCACUGUGAUAUCUGUGGUAAAUCAUUCAGUGAAACUAGUCAUUUAACUCUGCACAAACGCAUUCAUACAGGAGAAAAAUCCUAUCUCUGUAAUAUUUGUGGUAAAACAUUCACUAAGAUGAAUGGUUUAAUUUAUCAUAAACGUCUUCAUACAGGUGAGAAACCACAUGACUGUGAUAUCUGUGGUAAGUCAUUUACAGCAAUUCAUGCCUUAAAAACUCAUAAACGCAUUCACACAGGAGAAAAACCAUAUCACUGUGAUGUCUGUGGUAAGUCAUUCUCUCAGAAAGGUAGUUUAACUACUCACACACGUAUUCAUACAGGUGAUAAGCCAUAUCACUGUGAGAUCUGUGGUAAAUCGUUCACUACUAAUGGUCUCUUGCUUGUUCACAAGUGCUUUCAGAAUGGAGAAAAACCGUAUCACUGUGAUAUAUGUGGUAAAAAAUUCUCUCAAACAAGUAAUUUAAUUCAACAUAAACGUGUUCACACAGGAGAGAAACCCCAUCAUUGUGAUAUAUGUGGUAAAUCAUUGUCUAGCAGAGAUAAUUUGGCAAAUCACAAACGUAUUCAUACAGGAGAGAAGCCAUAUUGCUGUGAUAUCUGUGGUAAAUCAUUCAGUGUAAGUCAUCACUUAACUAUGCACAAACGCAUUCAUACAGGAGAGAAACCUUAUCACUGUAAUAUUUGCAGUAAGUCAUUUUCUCGAAAGAGUAACUUAACUUCUCACAAAAGUAUGCAUACAGGUGAGAAACCAUAUCACUGUGAUGUCUGUGGUAUGUCGUUCUCUCACAAAGGUAGUUUAACUACUCACAAACACAUUCAUACAGGUGAGAAACCACAUCACUGUGAUGUCUGUGGUAUGUCAUUCUCUCAGAAAGGUAGUUUAACUACUCACAAACACAUUCAUACAGGUGAGAAACCAUAUCACUGUGAUAUCUGUGGUAAGUCAUUCUCUCAAAAAAGUAUCUUAACUACUCACAAACACAUUCAUACAGGUGAGAAACCACAUCACUGUGAUAUCUGUGGGAAAUCAUUUGCAGUAAUUAGUGUCUUAAUAGCUCAUAAACGCAUCCACACAGGAGAAAAACCAUACUGCUGUGAUAUAUGUGAUAAGUCAUUCACUGUAAGGAGUAGCUUUAUCAGACAUAGAUACGCCCACACAGGCGAGAAACCAUAUCACUGUGAUGUCUGUGGUAAGUCAUUCUCUCAGAAAAGUACUUUAACUACUCACACACGUAUUCAUACGGGUGAUAAGCCAUAUCACUGUGAUAUCUGUGGUAUAUCGUUCACUACUAAUGGUCUCUUGAUUGUUCACAAGUGCUUUCAGACUGGAGAAAAACCGUAUCACUGUGAUAUAUGUGGUAAAAAAUUCUCUCAAACUGGUAAUUUAAUUCGACAUAAACGUGUUCACACAGGAGAGAAACCCCAUCAUUGUGAUAUAUGUGGUAAAUCAUUGUCUAGCAGAAAUAAUUUGGUAAAUCACAAACGUAUUCAUACAGGAGAGAAGCCAUAUUGCUGUGAUAUCUGUGGUAAAUCAUUCAGUGUAAAUAAUCGUUUAAUUAGGCACAAGCGCAUUCAUACAGGAGAGAAGCCAUAUCACUGUAAUAUUUGUGGUAAAUCAUUCAAUGUAAGUCAUCACGUAACUAUACACAAACGCAUUCAUACAGGAGAGAAACCUUAUCACUGUGAUAUUUGUAGUAAGUCAUUUUCUCGAAAGAGUAACUUAACUUCUCACAAAAGUAUGCAUACAGGUGAGAAAUCAUAACACUGUGAUAUCUGUGGUAAAUCAUUUCAUCUAAACCAGGGGUUUUCAAACUUUUUGACUUGCGGACCCCUUUAUAUUUCAGGCUUUACCUUAGGGACCCCCUUAUAGUCGCUUAUGAAAUUUAUACAUAAAUAUUUGCUUAAAAUAACAUAUUUUUACAUUUGUUUACUUAACAAUAUUUAACAAAUAGGUUUAUUGUCAAUUAAAAGAUUUCGAUUAAAAAACAUAUAAAAUCAAAUUGCCCAUAAAAAGUAUUUGCUGUCCAUGGACCCCCUGUCUUGUCCUUGCGGACCACAGUUUGGAAACCCCUGGUCUAAACAACGUAUUAGCUACUCACAAACACAUUCAUACUGGUGAGAAACCACAUCUCUAAUAUCUGUGGUAAGUCAUUUUCUCAAAAAGAACACUUAACUACUCAAAAACUGCAAGAACUUUCAUGACCACCUCAUAAAAAUAAAGCAUAUAUACACACAUAUAUACACAUUGGAGUAUUCCAAUAGACCAUGAUCUUCUCUUUAUACUGUCCUUUUGUGCACCCCAACGGUUUUCCACCACGGUUUUAAGAUGCAAGAUUAUGUAUAUUUAUAUAUGUUUUUUAAUUUCAAUUAUGGUUGUAAAAUGAAACAGUUGUAGGUGAUGAUAUUAAUAAAUUAAUAAAAUAAUUUAUAUCCAAUA